AAAUUAGUCUAAAUAUUCAUAUGAUGAAAUCAGCUAGAAAUACCUAUACAUGAAGACUACUAUCAUUUUAUCAUAAGAAUACAUGUAUGUCACUGUAGCAGACAUAUAUCACUUGCAUAUAUAUAGGUACAGUGUAUGUGUGAUGGGAAUAUACAGGAUCAUGAAGGCAUGAAGUUUUACAUAGUUAUUAUCCUAUAUAUAUAUAUAUACACAUACAGUAGUCCCCCGGUAUACCGCCCCCCGUUUCAAAUGCCACCCCGCAUACCGCCACAAUUUUGUUAGGAACGGAUUUCCCUGCUAUAUAAAACCCUGUUAAUAUCGCCAUUCCCCGCAUAUCGCCAUCCGCCAACUAAUUUCAAAUACCAAACUGCCAUAUCCCCCGAAAUUAUCGCCAUUGUUUACGUUUUUGCUGUCACUCACGUGUCCAUCGAGUCGUCGGUCAUGCGUGUAUAAUCCACACAUACAGGUGUAUACAGGUAAGUUUCCUCGAGUACAAAGUAAAUACUACUCACCUGAAAUAUUUGAAUGUGUUUUGUGGUUGUUUGUCCAGUUUGCUUUUCAUUAUUGAAAUGGACACACCAAAGAAAACACGCACCCUAGCUACUCAGCUUGGGACAGAAACGAGAUAUCAGAGAAUAUGCCGGGACUCAUCCAAAAUAAGAUAGACUGAAAUGAAGACUUAUGGGUUGUGGAUCAUCAUCUGCGACCACUGCUGUGAUAGCCACGUCUAACAGCAACCUAAAGGUCAACGGUCAAAUCACAGCAAAACACCACUCAAAAAAUAGUGUAGCUGAGGAAAAAAAUCAGACAGAAGAUAGUCCAAUUUUAAUCAACAAGGAAAACGUUAGAACUGAUCAAAGUUCACAUCUAGAAAAUCCUAAUAAUAUUCAAACUGAUAAAAAAACAGAAAUGUUUAUGCAGGAAAGAGAAGAGGGUAGGUCGGAGAUUACGAUUCAGCCGGGUAAUCAAGAUAAAGAGAAAAUGGCAGAUACAACAAAAGAAGGGACAGAUAGUACAGAGAAAUCUGUUGCAGAAGACUUGGAUGCAAAGGAAAAAGAAAAAGAGAAAACGAAACCAUUAACAGAGGAAGAAAUGAAAGAAAAAAUUCAGAAGACUUUUGAAGAUGCAAAACAUACCUGGGGUCCAUUACAUGACAAAAGUCUCUUGGUGGAUGCAGAAACAGGGAAGAUUAACCCAACAUACAGGAGAAUAUCAAACAACUCGUUCCUUUAUCAUUUCAGAUUGAAAGGUUGUCCUUUAAAUGUCCAAAAUAAGUUUAAAAUGGAUUAUUAUCGACUCAUGGUGGCAGAGGGCGCAGUAACACAAUUUUGUGAUAUGGUGGUUUAUAUACUGAAACAGGGAUAUGAGAAUGAGGAUGGCACAUUGGAUAUGGUGAUGUGUACACCAUUGUUGAAUUCGUUUGGGAUAUUGACUAAUUUUUCGGACAAUGAAAUAGAGAGGGCUGACAUCCUCGUGGAUCAUCCAGAGUUUCUUGGUUGUCUUGCAGAGGGUUUAAAGAAAUGGACAGAGCCUCAUCUGAGUGGAGAAAAAAUAGGCGCCAAUCGCAUUAAAAUCGUAAUCGGCAGUCCUUUGUCAAUCAUUCACAACAUAGCUAUGCAAGACAAAAAUAUUGAAAAGCUGCAUAGCCAAGGAUUUGUUGAUUUGUUGAAGCCGUAUUUAAACUCGCCCAUUGAGAAGUACCGACUAUCAGCCGUAGCAUCACUGGCAGAUAUUGUGAAUGAACAGGAGAGCGAGAUCAUUCGAACAGACGAAGGUGUAAUGAAGUUUCUCAAGAACAGUCUGACACGUGUUAUGAAGGAGAAAAAUAGGAGAAUAUUUGGAUGGAGCCCCCAGGAACUAGCUAGAACCGUAAAAAGAAUCGCAAGGAAUGAUGCCAAUAAAAGAGCUCUAGUAGAACAAGGAGUGCUUCCCCCACUCGUCAAACUGGCCGAGAGUGAAGAUGUCAAGGAACAAAGAGAGGCUGUAGGGGCCAUGUGGACCCUGUCAUUUGACAAGGAGAACCAGAAAGAUAUGGUUCAGGAUGAUGAGUAUAAGCCAGUGGACACUUUCAUACGCCUCCAGCAUUCUCCGGAUAAAGAAGUGAGGAAAAUCUGCAAUGGGGCUCUAUGGACAAUGAGAGAAAGAUUGGCAGAGUCAGAACUCUACAAAGACAUAGGUAUAAAACUAAUGUCACCCAAGCAAAGUCCUGUCCAUGUUCCUACAAAUGGUCUCCAAGAAGUGAAAUCUGAAGGCCACAUUAUGAUCAGUUACCAGUGGGGUCACCAGAACAUGUUGAAAAAGGUCCGUGAUGGUCUACGAGUUAACGGAUUCAAAGUAUGGAUGGACAUUGAUGACAUGGAGGGGUCCACACUAGAUGCUAUGGCUCGUGCUGUGGAAAAUGCUGAGAUUGUCCUUGUUUGCUACUCACAGAAAUACAAAGACAGUGACAACUGUAGAGCUGAGGCUGAAUAUGCUUUUCAAAAGAAGAAAAAGGUGAUUCCGCUUAAAAUGGAACUUAACUACAAACCAGAUGGCUGGCUGGGGUUCAUCUGUGGUGCCAAGCUUUUCUUUGAUUUUGGGGGAAAGUAUUCGUUUGAGUCCCGCAUGGAGGGUCUAGUGAAAGAAAUCUCAUCGAAGCUAAGCAAGGAUAUGGUUGAUAGUGUUAUCAUCCCAGAGUCAGCCUCAGUUGUUGCCAGUGCUCCUGUUGCCCAGGAUCUCGUGGUUGAACCUGUGUAUAGCACAUCGCCGCCAGCUGGUGGCAGUCAAGUCUCCAUGACAACAGUAGAGUUGGUAAAAAAGUGGAAAGAACAAGAUGUUGAAAAAUGGAUGGCAAAGCACAGCCUAUCUCCGCAGCAAUUGAAAAAGAUGACGGGUGUAGAAAUAGCGUUCAUGAUGUUACUCAAAUCUGAGUCGCCUGAUUUUUUCUACAAGGUGAUCACAGAUACCCUGAAGAUUACAAACCUUCUUACAAUUGCACAGUUCAGGUUUGCUUUGGAUGACACAAAACUCUAAACAAAUUAAGAAUCUGCAAAUAGUAUUGGACGAUCAACAAUACAUCAAUCUCUGAUGGCAGUUACCGAUGGUAGUUACUGAUGUCAGUUACCGAUGGUAGUUACCGAUGGUAGUUACCGAUGGCAGUUACCUAUGGUAGUUACCGAUGGCAGUUAUUGAUGGCAGUUACCGAUGGCAGUUACCGAUGGUAGUUACUGAUUGUAGUAUGCUGGUGUUAUUCUGUCACAAAAGUGAUAUCUUUAGUGUCUUGCUUUGCCUGACAUACCUUUCAUCAAUCUAUUUUUAGAAAACAGAAUGUAUUGCUAUGAAAAGGGACAACAACAGCUAAAUUAGUGCUUCUCUAUCUGGCUGUUUUGUUUUGUUUUGUUUUUAACUUUUUUUCAUGUUUUGUUUUAUUAAUCCCCUACUGGAGAAAUUAGGGGAACGAUAUGUUUCCUCUCCGUCCAUCUUGUACGUUUGUAUGCAAGAAAUGCAGCAGUGGAUAUGUAUUGCUUUAGCAAUUCCCAGUAUUCUUGUUGAAAUUUUAUUUCUUUUGUUAGUAAAAUCACUUCAUGCCUAUCAUAACAAUGUUUUAUUUACCCGUAGGCACUAUGUUGUUUAGAUAUUCACGGUAUUUUUUCUGUGGAAACUGAAAGUGUUAAGUGUUUAGAUUCAACCAUUUUCUAAAUAUUGUGAUUUUUCGGCAUUGUAUAAGGAUUAAAAUAGAGAAUCCUUUUUGCUUUUAUGAUGGACCGAAAAGUAGCAAUAGAUUUAUUUUCACAACAAACAUUGUGUUCAAAUACGGUUUGUCUCAGCAUUUAUUUAAAUGCCUUGUAUCAUGAAGAAAUAUAUGAUCUUGUGACAGUUCGUUGGAAUACCUCUAAAUUUGUAUGUUUGUUAUCAUAUACUAUCCAAUUGCAAGAUCUCUGAUAACACAUGUCGAUUAUUGUGUAAAGUUGUUAACAUAUGAGAUUAUAGAAAUACAACAUACAUAUGUUUUUUUCUCCUUCUAGGACGUUUAAGUGAUGUAAUAGGGGACAAAAUCCACAUGGAAGGUCUGGGAAAUCAUAAAGAGACCAAUAGAUCAUGAGAUUAUGUAGAUAUUCUGAACCGUUGUGCCAUUAUUUUUUAAAAUUUCAAAGUGGCAUCCAGGAUAACAGUAACUUUAGGGGACGUUCAGUCUACCAGCAGAGUUUACCUGGUACCACCUAGUUAUCAAACUUGUAACCUGUAAGCAUCAUGUUAUAAUUAAUUUUUCUUUGUUUUCAUGGUAAAUAUUCAAAUGUGAUUGGUCGAAAAAUUCUUUUCAUUCUUCUAUGAAAGAAAUUCUGAGAAUGGCGUGAAAAAUGUGACGUCACAAUACGAC
Messenger RNA from Pecten maximus, 4357 nucleotides. RefSeq lists its product as uncharacterized. The record is from RefSeq and is a predicted model, not a curated record. The transcript has 10 exons. Gene Ontology annotation, biological process: signal transduction. Bases 682 to 3012 code for a protein of 776 amino acids. Gene Ontology annotation, molecular function: protein binding. NCBI's taxonomy places the organism in Eukaryota, Metazoa, Mollusca, Bivalvia, Pectinida, Pectinidae.